AUGUCUUCCAACCAAGCUAGAGUAAAAACUGAGGAAGCUGAGAGCGCUGCUCAAGCUUCCGUUCAACGAGCUACAUCUAGUGGUAGUAGAAGGCCUGUAUCUGAGGGUGGAAGUGAGGCGGCAAAAGCAACCUUCUUUGAAUUGAUGGAUGAAUGGUUUAGUGAAUAUUUGAGAACAAACCCUACUGAAGUUGAAAUGUGCAAACAAUUUGAAGAAUGGCUAAAUGAAGAUAUCAAGCUGUUAAUUGGAAUUCUAAAAUUAAGAGAAUUCGUGGUGUUGGCUAAACGAGCACACAAGGCCGAGGAAUUAAACAAAGAAAAGAGGCAAGCGGAAAUAGAAGCUUGGGUUACGAGUAAGAGAUUUAUGAACAAGAUGCAAUCAUAUGCUUCAAAGAAAUCCAAGAAUUAUCAUGAGCAUUUUGCUACAUCAAGGGAGUAUUCAGGAAAGGAACGAAGUUCUAAACGCACUAACCCGUGGUCUUUAUCUCCCUUAACAACCUGUGUUGGGAGUGUUGGAAACCCCAAACCACGAUGCAAUGUCUAUAAUAAAUUGCAUUUCAGAGAGUGCCGAAUGAGAAAUGGGGCUUGCUUUAAGUGUGGUUCUCUUGACCAUUUUCUUAAGGAUUGCCCGGAAAGAGUUGAGAAAGAAAUUGAUCAGACCCCGAAGUCGAGUAAUCCUAUCUCAAGGGGUAGACCACCACAGUAUUUCAAAAAUUUCCGUGGUAGUCGUAGUAGUACAAAAGAUUCAACAGCUAAAUUCGAGGCUCGAGCUCUGGCAAGAACAUAUGCAAUACGUGUAAGGGAAGAUGCUUCGGCACCAGAUGUUAUCACUGGUGCAUUCUCUCUUUUUGACACUGAUAUUAUUCUUUGA
Gossypium arboreum is the source of this 870-nucleotide messenger RNA. RefSeq lists its product as uncharacterized. The record is from RefSeq and is a predicted model, not a curated record. Gene Ontology annotation, molecular function: nucleic acid binding; zinc ion binding. The coding region runs from base 1 to 870 and encodes 289 amino acids. Lineage: Eukaryota; Viridiplantae; Streptophyta; Magnoliopsida; Malvales; Malvaceae. The transcript has 2 exons.